UUGUGCCCCAGUUUUUGCUGCACCUGCCCCGCUCGUCCAUCGGCUCAUCCGGCUGCUGAGGACCGGGAGCUGGUGAGGAUCAGCCAGCUGCGCAGGAGAGAUCCCCCGCGAAACGCGUCAUGGGACACGGGAGAACCGCUGCCCCUCUGUCCGUCUGCAUUUAACGAGAUGAUCUCAUCCGGCUGCCUCAGAUUGAUCGUUGUUAUCUUCUGCUGCUCGUCACUCACAUCUGCAGGAGAGAGAGAGCCUAAGAUUCAGCCCUCUAAUGACACACUCAUUCUUCAUAAGGAUGACUUUCUAAGUCUUACAUGCAGAGGUCAUGGCGCCUUGCAGUGGACAUUUGACAAUGCCCAGCGGCCGCUGCCCUCAGAGCGGGUGAAGGUGGAGAACUGUCAUUCCAGGCGCCACCCUCACUGCAGUAAGCUGACUGUGGCACACCUGAGGGCCAGCGACACUGGGCGUUAUACCUGCAAAUCCUCCAAAGACAGUUCAGACCACACCACCUCGACCUAUGUGUUCGUCAAAGAUCAAGAUCAACCAUUUGCAGAGCCUCAUUAUCCAGCACCUUAUGUUGUGAGCAUCUACAGGCAUGAGACCAGCCUUGUGAUUCCCUGCCGGACAUCAUUGCCUCAUGCAGUUGUAAACCUUACAGCGAACAAACAAUUAUCAGAGAAGAUCAGUAAAGAGAUGGUGUGGGAUCCAAAGGUGGGCUUCAGGAUUCCCUAUGGUCCUUUCACGAUGUACUCAAUGUUCACCUGCUCAACUGUGGUUAAUGGACGCCGGUUCCAGUCGAUUUACAUCCCUCAGAGACAAACCCUUCGUCUUGAAAACGUGAUGAUCACCCCAGAUCGAGUUAAAAUUUUGGUCGGAGACACCCUCGUCCUCAACUGUAGUGGUGUGACCACCUAUAAUGGAAGGAUCAACUUCACCUGGUAUUUUCCAAAGAGGAAUGAAAACAGACACCAUGUGGAGAAGACAAAACUAAAACCUGCUAGGGAUCUGGUGAUGAGCAACUCUUUGGUGUUGCCAAAUGUAACUAUGGAGGACAAGGGGGUGUAUCGAUGCGUAGCUGAGCUUGAACCUACAAAACACAAGAGUGCUACAGCAAAAGUCAUUGUUUACGAGCAUCCUUUCCUCAACCUCCAGUACAAACAGAAUGGUCGAAGUAAAGUCAUUGUCAAUGAAGGCGAAAAGGAGCUUCUGUUUGACUCUAAGGUCGUGGCUCUGCCCACACCCGACGAGAAGGCAUGGUAUAAGGAUGGAGUCCUCAUCAGGAACAAUGCUACAUGCUACAACAUGUCGGGGUAUACCUUGAUCAUCACUGACUUGCAGCUGAAGCAUGCUGGUGUCUACACCAUAAAUGUGGGCAACAAAAUGACCGGCCUGUACAGGAACAUGAGCUACACUCUGGUGGUCAACGUGAAGCCAACUAUUUCAGAAGCAGAGCUUCCCACCAUGGGCGUACAGCCCUAUAUGUCCGGCAAACAGCACCAGCUUACUUGCACCGCCUAUGGGCUGCCCUCUCCAAACAUCAUUUGGUUUUGGCAGCCAUGUAAACCAGACCCAAUGCUUAAGAAUUGCUCUACUGACACCAAGCCAAUACACGUCUACCCUGAUGGAAGGCAAAAUAAUUCACACAACUGGAUUAAGAGCAUAAAUGUCAAGGUUGAACUGGUUCAAGGAAAAAACAAGACUGUGAGUACCCUGGUGAUUGGAGAGGCUCGUGUUGCUGGAUUCUACCAUUGCAAGGUGUGGAACGAAGCCGGCACGGCCGAAAUGAAGAUUCCUUUCUACGUUGAUGAUCACCCCAAGGAAGUCAGCAUCGAACCUCAAACAGCCAUCGAGGGGGACGACGUCACCCUGACCUGUCGGGCAACCCGUUACCUCUACACCGGCCUUCAGUGGUUGGACUCCAAGAACGAAACCAUCACUUCCAAUGUGUCGGAGCUUGGGGUCCACAAUUACUCCAUUUCUAUUUCUCUGUACUUGUACAAUGUGUCCCAAAGUGGCACCAAAGGCUACAAGUGCCAAGCAUACAAGCUUCACAAAAGGGCUGAAUUGAAGAUGGCGUCUUUAAUUGUGAAUGAGAGAAAGAGGCCGUGGCUCAGCCAAAAUCUGACGAAUCAGGAUGUGAACAGUAGCAGCACCCUGGUCAUGGCCUGCUACGCUUCUGGGGUUCCUCGUCCCCACAUCAUUUGGUACAAAAAUGGCGUAGAAGUGGAAGAGAGUCCAGGCGUCAAUCUGGGAGAGGAUGGAACUCUGAUCAUCGAACGGGUGAAGAAAGAUGACGAGGGUCUGUACGAGUGUGUGGCCCAAAAUGUUGAGGGUUUCGCGAAAACGAGCGCCGUGGUCACUGUGCUUGGAGAUGAAGGGAAACCAAACGUUGAGGUCAUCAUUUCGGUGUGCACUGGAGCUGCUGCAACUUUCCUCUGGCUUAUGGUCAUCCUCUUCAUUCGCAAGCUGCGGAAGCAACCAUCACACUACAAGCUGGGUCCCUCUAUCAUCAUUGAUCCUGAUGAGUAUCCCCUCGAGGAGCAGAAUGACCUUCUUCAGUAUGACAGCAGCAAAUGGGAGUUUCCACGUGACCGCCUGCAACUAGGUAAGACCCUCGGCCAUGGAGCCUUUGGAAAAGUGGUUGAGGCCUCGGCCUUUGGGAUCGACAAGGUCUCGACCUGCAAGACUGUUGCAGUCAAAAUGUUGAAAGGAGGUGCGACAUCAAAUGAGCGUAAAGCUCUGAUGUCAGAGCUGAAAAUCCUGAUCCAUAUCGGCCAUCAUCUGAAUGUUGUUAACCUGCUGGGAGCGUGCACCAAACCUGGAGGACCAUUGAUGAUGAUUGUGGAAUUCUGCAAAUAUGGCAACUUGUCCAACUACUUGAGAAGCAAGAGAGAUGAUUUUCUGGUGUACAAGAGCCAGGACGGUAAGGUGGUGUCGACGGGGUCAGGCUGCGAGCUGAGCGAGCUGAUGAAGCGCCGCUUGGAGAGCGUGGCCAGCACCGGAAGCUCAGCCAGUUCUGGUUUUGUUGAAGAUAAGAGCUACAGCGACUCAGAGGAAGAGGAAGAAGAAUCUGAAGAUCUAUACAAGAGGGUUCUGACGCUGGAAGAUUUAAUUUGCUACAGUUUCCAAGUUGCAAAAGGCAUGGAGUUCUUGGCUUCACGCAAGUGCAUUCAUCGUGAUUUGGCUGCACGGAACAUCCUGCUAUCUGAGAACAACGUUGUUAAGAUUUGUGAUUUUGGACUCGCAAGAGACAUCUACAAAGAUCCCGAUUAUGUGCGCAAAGGAGAUGCUCGACUGCCUCUCAAGUGGAUGGCACCCGAGGCCAUAUUUGACAAGAUCUACACAACUCAGAGUGACGUGUGGUCCUUUGGUGUUCUGAUAUGGGAGAUCUUCUCUCUAGGUGCUUCUCCUUAUCCUGGCGUCCAGAUUGAUGAGGAAUUUUGCUGCAGACUAAAGGAGGGGACCAGGAUGAGAGCACCCGAUUACGCUCCCACUGAAAUAUAUCAAACCAUGCUGGACUGCUGGCAGGGCGAGCCGCAGCAGCGUCCCACCUUCACGGAGCUGGUGGAAAGGCUGGGAGAUCUCCUUCAGGCCAGUGUGCAACAGGAGGGAAAACACUACAUACCCAUCAACACAGCUCUGCUGGCAAAGGUGGGGGAGCAGACGGCUGCAGCUCCCACAGAGGAGACACCAACACAGCCCAUCUCCCACCGCGAAUCAGGAGGCAACUGGAACAUUAAGAUUCGUCCUGCUAGUGUAAAAACCUUUGACGAGGUCAACAUGGAGAACGUGAGAAAUGAGAACCACAAGAGUCAGACAGACAGCGGGGUGGGCUUUUCCUCUGACAACAUGAAGACACUGAUGUGCUUUGAAUCACUGGCCGGCCGACCUCUGAGCAUCAUGGCUCUGGCGAUGAAAGCCUCGAGCAGAAGUAAAGAGUCUGUGCUCACUGACUUGGAGAAGGAGAAGUUUCCGUCCACUGUUCCCCCUUUAGACUUCGGUCUGGAUGACUCGGCCCUGGACGAAAGCCUGGAGUGUCACAGCCCUCCCCCUGACUACAACUACGUGAUGCGCUACUCCACCCCGCCGGUGUAACCUCUCGUCCUCUCCUCUGGAAAAUCUGAGACUGAUGUUCUCCUCUGCUUUGACACUCGGAUGCAAAUGUACUGUGAGAAGAAAAAAUCGAGAUAUCCUCUUAAGAUGUUUAGACACGAAUCAAUACCACUCCGUCUUCAAACUUCCAGAGAGACCUCUAUGCAGCAAAGGAAAGGUGUAAAACUGUUCACAUGUGGGCUUCUGUUGAUGCUGCUGGUCCGCUCCACCCUCACUGUGAUAUGUCAAACAGCGGAAAACAGGCUCAGGUAUUUUUUAAUCUACUGUGAAACAAUUUGCAUUGAUUCCAACUUCGCCAGCGAUCUGAAAAACUAUGUUGAUGAUGAAGAACACAAAAAAAAGUAACGCAAGGGAGAUAAAACAAAGUUUAUUUUUAAGGCUAUUAGGAGAGAAAACCAUACAGUUAAUUGAAUGGAAAUAUUUAGAAAAAAGAAGUCAAUUGAAAAGUUUUGGGCUUACAUGUGCCCGUAUAAAGGUUCAGCUUUGCUUUAAACACAAACCAGAUGUGAGAGAUCAUUUCUCAUGGGAUUUUAUCUAAAGAAAUUCUGCUUAUUAAACUCAGGUUGACCCAGAGUGCCAGCGCAAAGGAGCGUUCUGGGCUGAAUGGAUGUUUUUCAGUUCGGUCUUGGUUUUUGAAAAUUCCCAGGUUAAUGGAGGAUACAGGGUUCAGAUGAAACAAUACAGCUCAGCUGUGAAGGCAAGUAAAUGUGUGGCUGCACAAGCAGAAUCCUCCGGUGCGAGUCGGGCGUUGAGGAAAUGUUUCUUGUUUUGCUUUGUUUUUGGUCAAGCAUAAAGGAAAACUAAAAUACAUUUGUAAAAAAAAUUUGUGUACACAUGUAGUUAGAAACAUGCAAUCACAGCAGAACUGUAGAGGAAAAGUAUUAAAAACAAGCACUAGAAAAUGAAUUGUGUAUUUAUAUAGAAGGAAAACACUGUCUCAUAGUUGUCCAGUUCUGCACAUUUACCCGUUUAGAAGUUAAACGCAGGAGCGUUCCUGCUAAUUGUUCCCAAUAUCACUAUGUAAACUCCCAUUGUUUCAUCCCAGACGUGUAUGCUUUUUAUGCUGCUGAUAGUUCAGCUGUGGAAGUCUGCCUCCACAGAAACAGGUGACCCUUCUGCUCCCUUUGUCUCAUGCUUGUAAAGCUUGUGUUGCCGCAGACUCUGUCUGAAUUAACACCAGACCCCUCUGCCUCUGCUCCGUUAACACAUCGUUCCUCCCUGUUUUAAUAGCCUUUCGAGCAUUUUAUUUUUCACGCUGUAUGCACUGGAAGUGCUUUGGAGUAAAACCCAUAUUCAUCCCUGUAUUAGCACGCACACUCCCUCUGGAAAUGCAGCUAGCUUUUGUCUGUUAACCACUGAAGAAGAAACAGUGUUUUUCAUUGUGUUACUGCAAUGUAAAGUGAACCCAUGUCUUGUCUUUUUUUUUUUUUUUUGUGGAGAAUGGGAUGUGGAAAUGAUUAUGCACUGAUACUUUAUAUCAAGUAUAUUUUUUAUUUGAACUAAUUUUGUUAUGUGUUGCAAAGGUUGCAGAUUUUAUUUUUUGUUUAUAUUCUGCUCUUAUCUAUAUAGUUAGGUAAUUAACAUAUGCAGUUUCAUAUUAUAUCUUAACAUCAAUGUCCCUGUUUCAUUUAAAAGAUGAUCUUUAUUUAAGGCAUACCAUCCUCUGCUGUCACAACAACGUACAAUAAUUCCACCCUGACUGCCAAAUGAGAUGUGGAUUUCAAUGCAUUUCUUCUUUUUUCUCGAGCAUAUGAAUAAAAUAAGUUAAUAAAGA
Molecule: messenger RNA, 5881 nt
Organism: Menidia menidia (Atlantic silverside)
Lineage: Eukaryota; Metazoa; Chordata; Actinopteri; Atheriniformes; Atherinopsidae
Source: the annotation of a GenBank genome assembly